Messenger RNA from Raphanus sativus (radish), 835 nucleotides. RefSeq lists its product as uncharacterized. NCBI's taxonomy places the organism in Eukaryota, Viridiplantae, Streptophyta, Magnoliopsida, Brassicales, Brassicaceae. The record is from RefSeq and is a predicted model, not a curated record. The transcript has 2 exons. The annotation marks the transcript as partial.
AUGGAGCCAGACCAGAUCAUCUUGAAUCAGCUUAUGAAAGCCAUACAGACCAUGGGAGAUCGGAUGACCCAGCUGGAAAAUUCUGGUCUUGCAUUACCUGAAGGAAGACAUAGAGUUGGCGAGACACCUAGAGCUGGAUAUGUGGAACCAAAGCCACCAGACCCUUCACUGAUCAUCAUCCCACAUCAAACUUCUAAAACUCAAAGCCAUAUUGUUCAUUCUUAUUCUGAUUAUGGAUCUGCUAAGAAAUCUAAACUUUAUACAUUUUCAGGAAGAAGAAACUACCUAGAGUGGGAGAGAAACUUGGAUGAGUGGUUCUACUACAACCACAUCCUGAAGAAAGAGAGGUUAGCUUAUGCUAUUGGCCAGCUCAAAGAUGUUGCUUUCAAAUGGUGGAUAAAAGAACAAGAUGAAAGAUGGUUGUACAAGGAGCCAACUAUCACCACUUGGAGAGAUCUUAAGGAAGCCAUGAGAGAUAAGUUUGCACCAGAGUUUACCAAUUCUCAAAUCAGGGAACAAUACCCUAGAAGGUAUCCAAACCGUGGCUCACAAGAGGCAACAAGAGUAGUACCACAAGAAGGUCAAAGAGACAUGCUUCCACAAGUAAUCUCUCAGCCAAAACAGAGACAUCAAUCUACUUAUUGUUCAAGCCAAAAGAAUGGCGUGCCAAUGACCAUGGAGAAGAAGAAAGUUCUCAGCCAAAGCACAUUGUGCAAAAUAGAUAGAAAACCAGAUCAAGCAAGUGUUCAAACAAAGGCUAAGAUGAGAGUUCAAGACACAAUGCAGCCUAAGAUGCUUAAAGAAGCAAAACCAGUGAUGAAAAUAUCCUACCAAG